GCUCACAAGGAGAGGGCGGCCCCCAAAAUACCAAACCCACCAACCUCUUCGAGACCCACCAAACUCCGAUCUCCAUUAAAGCCCUCCUCCUUCCUUCAUCUUCUUCCUUUUUAUUUUAUCAAUCCUGCUGGAAAUUAUCAUCGGCAAUGGCGUCCUCUCUCGCUUCCAAGUCAUUCCUCGGAUCCGCCAGACCCGAUUCGUCUCUGGGCUCUUCUCUUCCUCCGGAGCUCCGUCGUUUCUCCUCUCCCGCCGUUCAAUUCGGGCUCCGUACUCGAACCCGGAAAAAUCUCCAGAUAAAAGCGGCUGGGAGCACAUAUGGAACUCACUUCCGUGUUACCACCUUUGGAGAAUCACACGGUGGCGGAGUUGGCUGUAUAAUAGAUGGAUGUCCUCCGAGGAUUCCGCUCUCCGAGACUGAUUUGCAAUUUGAUCUUGAUAGGAGGAGACCCGGUCAGAGCAGGAUCACAACUCCUAGGAAAGAGACUGAUACUUGCCGCAUAUACUCUGGUGUCUCGGAAGGAUUGACUACCGGAACACCCAUCCACGUGUUUGUGCCAAACACGGAUCAGAGAGGAUUUGACUACAGUGAAAUGUCUGUUGCCUAUAGACCUUCGCAUGCUGAUGCAACUUAUGACAUGAAGUAUGGUGUCAGAUCAGUUCAGGGUGGUGGGAGAUCAUCAGCUAGAGAGACCAUUGGAAGAGUUGCUCCCGGAGCUUUGGCCAAGAAAAUCUUGAAGCAAUAUUCAGGAACUGAGAUUCUUGCUUAUGUCUCACAAGUCCACCAGGUUGUACUUCCCGAGGAUCUGGUAGACCAUGACGCUUUGACCCUCGAACAGAUUGAAAGUAAUAUUGUAAGAUGUCCUCAUCCUGAGUAUGCGGAAAAGAUGAUUGCAGCAAUUGAUGCUGUCAGGACAAAAGGAAACUCUGUUGGAGGUGUCGUUACCUGCAUUGUUAAGAAUGCUCCACGAGGGCUUGGGUCGCCGGUGUUUGAUAAGCUUGAGGCUGAACUUGCAAAAGCUUGUAUGUCUUUGCCUGCAACAAAAGGCUUUGAGUUCGGCAGUGGCUUUGCAGGUACAUUUCUGACUGGUAGUGAGCACAAUGACGAGUUCUAUACAGAUGAAUAUGGAAGGAUUCGGACGAAAACAAACCGUUCUGGUGGAAUACAGGGAGGGAUAUCCAAUGGCGAGGUAAUAAACAUGAGAGUAGCGUUCAAGCCAACUUCCACCAUUGGAAAGAAGCAGAACACUGUAACAAGGGAUAAGCAGGGAACAGAACUGAUAGCACGUGGCCGUCACGAUCCAUGCGUUGUUCCAAGAGCUGUUCCAAUGGUUGAAGCAAUGGUAGCUUUGGUGCUUGUGGAUCAAUUGAUGGCACAAUAUGCACAAUGCCAUUUGUUCCCCAUUAACCAAGAUUUGCAAGAACCUCUUGCAACCCACCAGAUCGAGCAGCAGCUCGAGGAUGCUUCUUUGUAGAAGACAGAAAAGCAAAAAAAAAAAACCGUUCUUCGAUUUUUAUGGGCACUCACAAAACUCGCCAGAGUUCAUAUUCCAUUGUUAUAUGGGUCUACAUUUUGAGUAUAUGUACUGUUGUUGAGUCAGGCGCGUGGAGUCGGAUCCAACACUCAUUCCUAAGUUUACAUUUUGUCUGUAAUAAAAGCAAAAAUAACAGUUUUGUGUAGUAGCUGUGGAAUUCAUUUGAGUUCCACUUGAGUGUCUUCUCGUAUGGUUA
This is a messenger RNA of Tarenaya hassleriana, 1728 nucleotides long. RefSeq names its product chorismate synthase, chloroplastic. Gene Ontology annotation, biological process: chorismate biosynthetic process; aromatic amino acid biosynthetic process. The transcript is spliced from 13 exons. Gene Ontology annotation, molecular function: FMN binding; chorismate synthase activity. NCBI's taxonomy places the organism in Eukaryota, Viridiplantae, Streptophyta, Magnoliopsida, Brassicales, Cleomaceae. The record is from RefSeq and is a predicted model, not a curated record. Gene Ontology annotation, cellular component: cytosol. Bases 147 to 1472 code for a protein of 441 amino acids.